AUGACGGCUGGCGCCGACUGGCUGCAGUCAAUCCAGAACGACGAUGGUGGCUGGGGCGAGUCCCUGCAGUCAUACUGCCACACAAGCUGCGCUGCGUGCAGUCCGUCCACGCCAUCACAGACGGCAUGGGACUUGAUGGACCUUUUGACGGUGUUCCCUUCCGACGACGAAGUCGUUUUAGCCGGCAUCACGUAUCUCUUGCACGCAUAG
Grosmannia clavigera kw1407 is the source of this 210-nucleotide messenger RNA. RefSeq names its product squalene-hopene cyclase. The record is from RefSeq and is a predicted model, not a curated record. The transcript has a single exon. The coding region runs from base 1 to 210 and encodes 69 amino acids. NCBI's taxonomy places the organism in Eukaryota, Fungi, Ascomycota, Sordariomycetes, Ophiostomatales, Ophiostomataceae.